AAAUCCGCAACUGCUACGGGGACCCCGGUAACUCCUCCAUAAUGACAACUUUCAAACUCAACACUGGCGCCACCAUUCCCGCCCUGGGCUUCGGCACAUGGCAAGACGCCGACGCCCAGGAAACAGCUGUACUGGAAGCCCUCAGGGCCGGGUACAGACAUAUCGACACUGCGCGCGUCUACGGUACUGAAGCCGCAGUUGGCCGUGCGAUCAAGAAAUCUGGCAUCCCGCGUAACCAGAUCUUCCUGACUACCAAGAUCUGGAACAACAAGCACCACCCAGACGACGUGGCACAGGCACUGCAAGAUUCUCUCAACGACCUGGAUCAGGAUUACGUCGACCUGCUGCUCAUCCACUGGCCCGUCGCCUUUAAGCGCGGGACGGAGCAGUUCCCGAAAACUGAAGACGGAAAACCGGCUGUCGCGGAUACAGAUUAUCUUGACACCUACAAAGCUUUGGAGAAGCUACUCAGCACGGGCAAGGUCAAAGCUAUCGGGGUCUCAAACUUUAGCAAGGCUGAGAUGGAGCGGAUCCUGGCGAACGCGACUGUCCCUCCCGCCGUGCACCAGCUGGAGGGCCAUCCCUGGCUGCAGCAGCGGGAGUUCGCGGAGUGGCAUAAGAAACACGGUAUCCAUAUCACGCAUUACUCGCCCUUUGGAAACCAGAACGAGGUCUAUAGUCGAGAGGGCACGAUCGGCCGGCUGAUUGAGGAUCCAGUGCUGGUGGAGAUUGGCAAAAAGUAUAACAAGUCUGCAGCGCAGGUGGCGCUUGCUUGGGGUGUCACUGAGGGUCACUCAGUAUUGCCCAAAUCGAAAACACCAGAGCGGAUCAAGGCAAACCUCGAGGGUGACUUCAAGCUAGAAGAGGAAGAUUUGAAGAAGAUUCGCGGCAUUGAUCGCAAGCUGAGGUUCAAUGAUAGCAGCAAGGACUUUGGGUAUGAUUUUUUUAAGGACCUGGAUGGGAAGAAAUGAGCGUAAUGGGUAGGGGUAUAACUGAAUGAUAUGAGCAUAAUGAUAAUGAAUCAAAUCAGAAUUCUACGCAUAUGCAUAUGUGCUCUAGAA
This is a messenger RNA of Aspergillus nidulans FGSC A4, 1061 nucleotides long. RefSeq names its product aldo/keto reductase. The transcript has a single exon. Bases 42 to 971 code for a protein of 309 amino acids. Gene Ontology annotation, molecular function: D-xylose reductase (NADPH) activity; oxidoreductase activity. The record is from RefSeq and is a predicted model, not a curated record. NCBI's taxonomy places the organism in Eukaryota, Fungi, Ascomycota, Eurotiomycetes, Eurotiales, Aspergillaceae.